Drosophila subobscura is the source of this 435-nucleotide messenger RNA. RefSeq lists its product as uncharacterized. The transcript has 3 exons. The record is from RefSeq and is a predicted model, not a curated record. The coding region runs from base 114 to 347 and encodes 77 amino acids. Lineage: Eukaryota; Metazoa; Arthropoda; Insecta; Diptera; Drosophilidae.
CAUUCAAACGCGAUCGCCGGCCAAACAACUCCGCUUUGGUUUCCGCUUUUGGGCCAACUGCUCUGGGACUACCGUUACAAAACCGAAGAUUGUUGGAUUCGAGUAAAAAAACCAUGGCAAAGUUGAAUGCUCUGCUGCUGGCCCUCUUUGUGUGCGUUGUGGCCCUCCUAGUGCACACAUCGUAUGCCACAGUUCAACCAAAGGCCCCAAACUUCCAGUACUUUGAAAGACCCAAGUACCGUUAUCCCUACUACGAUGAACAUGGACGGGGAAAACUGUUAUACGGCUAUGGAGGACCGGAACUGUAUCAGUACAAGACCUAUACGCCACUGGAGGGCAUACACUGAGCCAUUAUUAAUGACUAUUUAAACUAUAGCUGAUAAAUUUGAUAACUUAUGUAAUUUUGCUUUAUUUAAUAUAAUGUAUUGAUUUUUU